Messenger RNA from Limulus polyphemus (Atlantic horseshoe crab), 1374 nucleotides. Its product is annotated as prolyl 4-hydroxylase subunit alpha-2-like. The coding region runs from base 111 to 1271 and encodes 386 amino acids. The transcript is spliced from 12 exons. NCBI's taxonomy places the organism in Eukaryota, Metazoa, Arthropoda, Merostomata, Xiphosura, Limulidae. Gene Ontology annotation, biological process: peptidyl-proline hydroxylation to 4-hydroxy-L-proline. The record is from RefSeq and is a predicted model, not a curated record. Gene Ontology annotation, cellular component: endoplasmic reticulum. Gene Ontology annotation, molecular function: iron ion binding; protein binding; L-ascorbic acid binding.
AUGUUCCUAGCAUAGAUCACAUACGAUCCAUCUCUCCACUUCCCAAGGAAAGUGACCUGCAGGGUGCUGCUGACGCUCUCAUUCGUCUCCAAGACACCUACAACCUUAACAUGUCUGCCAUGGCUCGUGGAAUCAUUCGGAGCAGUGGACGAAUCCAAUCAUUUGAAGCUCAUGAACAAUUAACGGCUAGAGACUGCCUCUUCUUAGGAAAACACUCCUUUAACCAAGGCCUUUAUGAUUAUGCAAUCAACUGGUUUGAGGCUGCUCUAAUCAAAGCGAAAGAGGAGGGAAACAGAACGGUCAGUCCUGACGAAAUCCAACCAUUCCUGAAUUUCGCCAUCAAUACGCAUGACAAUGUCUCACUAGAAAGAGGUGAAGCAGGAGUAACUUGGAAGAAUGCUUCUGUUCCGUUCAGAGAGAAAAACGAAGUGUUUUACGAAAGGAAUUUCGAACCAGUGUUUUUUGUUGACAAUCUUGACCCUGUAAUAGAAAAGGAACAAUUCAACAGACUUUGUCGCGGAGAGCAACUCAGGCCUGUAGAGUGGGACAAGGAUCUUGGGUGCCGAUAUUUUAAUGGUCAUCAUCCAUAUCUGCUGUUACAACCAAUUAAGUUAGAAGAAAAGAGCCACAAACCUUAUAUUGUACAGCUCUAUGAUGUUAUAAGUGAUCAAGAAAUCCAAAGACUUCAGAAUCUUAGUCAAUUUACACUACACAGGUCUUCUCACUACGGGAUCAGUGGGGAAUUCGAAGCUUCUCUAAUGCGAACAAGUGCAAGCUCUUGGUUGACAGAAGAAACUGAUCCAGUGAUUGUGAAAUUGGACCGUCGAGUUGGAAUGAUUACGGGAUUGGCUACGAAGUAUAGCAUGGAAGAAGCUGAAGCUUACCAGGUCGCAAACUAUGGGAUUGGUGGUCACUAUGUUCCUCAUCAGGACCAUCUACAAAGUGCUGGAAUGAACUCAUCCAUGUUUCAAGGAUUUGAAUACCGGGCUGGAGACCGGAUAGCAACGUGGAUGUUCUAUCUAUCUGAUGUCGAGGCUGGUGGAGGCACUGCCUUUACUUAUGCUGGAGCUGUGGUUUGGCCAAAGAAGGGAUCCGCUGCGUUCUGGUGGAAUUUGAAACGAAACGGUGAGGGAGACGAGAUGACUCGUCAUGGGGCGUGCCCUGUGCUACACGGAUCUAAGUGGGUGAGCAACAAGUGGUUCAGGGUGAAUAGCCAGAUGUUUCGGAAGCCGUGCAGUUUAGAGAGGGACGAAUAUUUUACAUGUUUAUAGAUUCAUCUACGAUACAUUUACCGUAGUUUCAAAUAAUGGAAGUUUAAAGUGAGGUUUUACAUUCAUCCGGUCAUUUUAAACGGAUUGUAUUCAAACCAAGUAU